AUAAAGAAAAUGUUCUCGAAUGCGACAGAUAAGGCGAGUUCGAGUGCAUCAGACACUUACAGUUCAAUUUUAAACAGAAAAAUAAUAUAAUUCGAGAUAUUUCCAAACAAAAUGAAUCUUUCGGAAGAUUUUAAUUUCACUUCGAAUUCAAGUGAUUUUAUUGGUAACGAUACCGGAAAAUUUAUCCUUCCCGUUUGGAGGCAAGUAAUAUGGAGCGUUUUAUACGCUACCAUAAUUAUAAUCGCAACUGGCGGAAACGUUAUCGUCAUUUGGAUCGUUCUCGCACAUAAAAGAAUGAGAACCGUCACUAAUUACUUCUUGUUGAAUCUCUCAGUGGCUGAUACGAUGGUGUCGACAUUAAACGUUACCUUUAGCUUCGUGUAUUGCUUAAAUGGACAUUGGCCCUUCGGUGAAUCAUACUGCAAAAUUUCUCAGUUCAUAUCGGUGGUUUCAGUGUGCGCAUCAGUGUUUUCCUUAAUGGCUAUUUCCAUAGACAG
Messenger RNA from Onthophagus taurus, 497 nucleotides. The record is from RefSeq and is a predicted model, not a curated record. Lineage: Eukaryota; Metazoa; Arthropoda; Insecta; Coleoptera; Scarabaeidae.